Polyodon spathula (Mississippi paddlefish) is the source of this 4238-nucleotide messenger RNA. Its product is annotated as antigen WC1.1-like. Gene Ontology annotation, cellular component: membrane. NCBI's taxonomy places the organism in Eukaryota, Metazoa, Chordata, Actinopteri, Acipenseriformes, Polyodontidae. The coding region runs from base 38 to 3007 and encodes 989 amino acids. The transcript has 16 exons. The record is from RefSeq and is a predicted model, not a curated record.
ACUUGGCUCAGAAGAGAGUUCAUCUGUCCUAACACCAAUGGAGAGCUGUAUGUCCAUCUUCUGUCUCGCUGUCCUGCUUCUGCACUCAACAGCCAGCGGUGAUGAUCUGAGGCUGGUGAAUGGAGGCAGUCCCUGUGCUGGCAGAGUGGAGAUUCUUCACGAUGGACAGUGGGGGACAGUUUGUAGUGCUGACUGGGAUAUAGCGGAUGCUGCAGUUGUGUGUAAACAGCUGGGCUGUGGAUCUGCUGUUUCAGCACCAAUCGAUGCUCACUUCGGAGCCGGUUCUGGAACCAUCUGGCUGAUUUUUGUUUCCUGCGACGGCUCUGAAUCUGCCCUGCGGGACUGUGGGUCAUUGGGGUGGGGUGAGGGCUCUACAUACUGCACUCACGCUAAUGAUGCUGGAGUGAUCUGUUCAGGCGGUGAUGAUCUGAGGCUGGUGAAUGGAGGCAGUCCCUGUGCUGGCAGAGUGGAGAUUCUUCACAAUGGACAGUGGGGGACAGUUUGUAGUGCUGGCUGGGAUAUAGCGGAUGCUGCAGUUGUGUGUAAACAGCUGGGCUGUGGAUCUGCUGUUUCAGCACCAAUCGAUGCUCACUUCGGAGCCGGUUCUGGAACCAUCUGGCUGAUUUUUGUUUCCUGCGACGGCUCUGAAUCUGCCCUGCGGGACUGUGGGUCAUUGGGGUGGGGUGAGGGCUCUACAUACUGCACUCACGCUAAUGAUGCUGGAGUGAUCUGUUCAGCAGUGCGGCUCAGUGGUGGCAGCGAUCUCUGCUCUGGGAGAGUUGAAGUACAGCAUGGGCAGACCUGGGGAACGGUCUGUGAUGCUGACUUUGACUGGCAGGAUGCAGAGGUUGUCUGUCGGGAGCUGAAGUGUGGAAUUCCUCAAGAGGUGCUGGGAGGAUCCCCUUUUGGAGCGGGGCAGGGUAAGGUCUGGUCCAAGGAGAUGCAGUGCCAGGGAAACGAGCCCCGGCUCUAUGAUUGUCGCACUGCAGCCACGAAGAAGCAGGGCUGCACACAUAGGAACAACGUGGGCCUUGUCUGUUUUGGGUACACUGGGUACAGGCUGGUGGGUGGCCCUGACUCCUGUUCUGGGCGAGUGGAGCUGCAGUACGAUGAUCAGUGGGGGACAGUCUGCGAUCGCUAUUGGGAUCUGCAGGACGCCACAGUUCUCUGCAAGCAGUUGAAUUGUGGGUACGCUGUAUCAGUCCCGGGACAGGCCUGGUUUGGUGAAGGCAGUGGUGAUGUACGGGCUGAUAUAUUCGACUGUGAUGGCAGUGAGACACACAUGUCAAAGUGCUCCAUCUCUGCCUGGGGACGAGGUGCCUGCACUCAUAGGAACGAUGCAGGAGUUAAUUGUUCAGGUCCAUUGCUACCAGCACAAGCAGGUCGAAUCGAGCCUCUACCAAGUAACUGCAACACCAGUAAUGAAGGGACCUCGCUCUGCUCAGAUCACACGGCCCUCAGGCUGGUGGGGGGAGGAGGUGCCUGCGCUGGGAGGGUGGAGGUUUAUCACAACGGCUCCUGGGGGACGGUCUGCGAUGACUCCUGGGACCUGGAAGAUGCUGAGGUGGUGUGUAAGCAGCUCCAGUGUGGGACGGCACUCAGAGCCACAGUGUCCGCUUCUUUCGGCCAGGGAACCGAUCCCAUCUGGCUGGACGAACUGCGCUGUCAGGGGAAGGAAUCGACUCUGUGGGAGUGUGCCUCAGGAGGGUGGGGGCAGCACGACUGCAGACACAAGGAGGACGCGGGAGUCGUGUGUUCAGAGUUCAAGGAUCUUAGGCUGGCUGAAGGCUGCUCUGGACCAAUAGAGGUCUUCUACAAUGGCACCUGGCGCAGUGUCUGUGGCAACAGAAUGACACAGAUUACAGCUACAGUGAUAUGUCAGCAGCUGAACUGUGGAGAAAGUGUUGCCAUUAGAGAAGCAAAUUCCAGGCUGAGUUCUGAUGACAAAUGGCUUGAUGAAGUGAACUGCAGAAAACACGACUCUACACUGUGGCGGUGUCCAUCCUUACCCUGGGGUCAGACAAAUUGCUUUAACAAUGAGGUGGCUGCAAUUGAGUGCACAGAGCCAGCACAGCUGAGGCUAGCUGGAGGCUCCAGUCCCUGCUCCGGACGGGUGGAGGUGCGGUUCGAGGGCUCCUGGGGGACAGUCUGCGAUGACUCCUGGGACCUGGUGGACGCUCAGGUGGUCUGCAGACAACUAGGCUGUGGGGCGGCGGAGAGCGCAGGGGGGGGUGAGGCUAAGUUUGGACAAGGGGACGGUACCAUCUGGUUGGACGAGGUGAACUGCAGGGGCAGCGAGAUGCACCUGUGGGACUGCCGGCACGCUCCGCUGGGACACAAUGACUGCUACCACAAAGAGGAUGCGUGGGUUACCUGUGCAGUUCCAACUACUAUCAACCCUCCACGGAACACAGCAGGACCCUCUGCACCCAAUCAGAGAGACAUGACCAUCCCAUUGAUAGCCUGCAUUGUGCUGGGAGCUCUGCUCUUUGUGGUGCUGGUCCUGUUAGCCGGGCAGCUGCAGAACAACAGGAUGCUGAGGAGAGGGAUUGCUGAGGAGCUUGACCCCUUCCAUGAAGCCGUUUACGAGGAGAUCGAGUACAAACUGGCCAGACAGGGAACCUAUGGUGCUCCCAGGAGAGGGAGUUUCCUUUCUGAUCAGCUGCCCUCUGACUACGAUGAUGUGGAGGACAGCGAGGGGAACCCCAUCCCAGGUGAAUCGAUGCCCUCUCUGGAAGGAGAGCCCCCAGGGUACUAUGACGAUGCCGUCCCUUUGAACAGCAACCCAGAAGAUUUAUCAGGGAGUUUCCUUCCUGACGAACUUCCCUCUGGCUACUAUGACGUGGAGGACAGUGAGAGGAACCCCAUCCAAGGUUCUCCCCUCACUCCCCCUGGAGAGGAGAGUGCCCGGGCUGCACUGCCUCCUGAAGAAGGAGCCGCUGCACCUGACAGGACUGACUACGAUGAUGUUGGGGAGGAGUCUCCAGGAGAGGCCGGGGCGCUGUGAGGCUGGCAGUGUGUCUGGGAGGAGAACAGAGGGGCAGCUGGAGCCCCCUAGAGUUCUAGAUCUGUAAGAGCGCCAUUAACUGUAAACCUGCCAGGCAGUUUCACUGCAGUUCCAGCCUUCCUCUGGGAUUUCACUGUGAAACUCCACUGGCUGAAUAUUUAGCAAGCUUCUUAUGAAAGUGCUUCAUGUGAAAUAUGAAUGUUGCCCUUUAUGCUGCAAAAUUGCAUUUUGUUACAAACAAGCUGGUUACCAAAUUAGUAAACAUGUCCCGAACGCUAAUUGAACUUUGAAAGAAACUAAGAAAUUAUAUUUUCCCAAGAACAAUAAAUCGUUGAUUUCUCAAAGAUCAGUAUUAUGUUAAAUAAAAAAAUAAAAAAUCCACUGUUUCUGGCUAAUGAAGUAACUGAGAGAGUUCAGAAAUGUAACUAAGAGCCAGUAGGCCAGUGUCUUCAAUGUUUUUGGGGAACACAUGUGGUUUUAUGUAUGCCCCCACCUCCAUCACCCAUCACAAUUAUGAAGGUAUAUUCCUACACAGAUUUCCAAAAGUAUCCAAGAAUUAUUUUCACAAGUUUUAAGGUUAUAGGAAAAAAGGCUGUAAAAAAAUUCUAAAUGCUUGAAAACAUGAAUAUAUCUGGCAUCUUAUUAACCAGAAAACCUCUUAUUUUGACUCAAUAUUGCCCAAAUUUUGCUGUUAUAUUUUACUGUUAAAUUAGUUGCUUCUGAGUCUGUUAAGGUGGAGCUGGGGAAUAAUCACAAGCACUGUCUGGGAAUAGUGCAUUCAAAUUAUACAAAUAAAUAAACAGUGUCUUAAAAAAAAAAAAAGUUAUCUGUAUAUUUUGUAUUAUUUUUUUCUAGCAAUGUCUGGUUUUCUUUUAAAUCCAGUCCAUAGUCUUUAAAUACAGAUUAGGUUUUAAUAUAUCUGUCUUCCCUCUUUCAGCCUGUAAUUCUGAUGGUUUGCAGUGUUAAAAGGGAUCUGGUUUGAAAAUUAAUUGUUUCGGACUUAAAAAUGUUCCAUAGCACAACUCUAGGGAGUUAUCUUGUUUGUAAUUAAUUUGGAGCUUGUUAUGCAGAAAAAAAUACACAUUUUAAACAUGUUUUGUUUUUAUUAUUAUUUGAAUAUAUCUACUCUGCUUUAAUGUACCCUUUCUAAGUGUAUAGCAUUUCUUGCAGUGUGUGCAAUGGCUUGACGGCUGUAUUAGUCUGUUUUUAAACAAUAAAGUCUAAUUUAACA